Molecule: messenger RNA, 2063 nt
Organism: Trematomus bernacchii (emerald rockcod)
Lineage: Eukaryota; Metazoa; Chordata; Actinopteri; Perciformes; Nototheniidae
Gene: lrmda
Product: leucine rich melanocyte differentiation associated
Exons: 7
Coding region: 182-883 (233 amino acids)
Biological process (GO): melanocyte differentiation
Molecular function (GO): protein binding
Source: RefSeq, a predicted model, not a curated record
GCGGAAACUGUAAAGUCAAUUUUGAAAGCGGCAGUAGCUCUCCAAAGUAGCCGGGCUAAAACCACACAUAGGCAUUAUUUUAUGUUGACAGCAGCGGGUUUCUGAGCAGAACUUUGGAUAUCAACUCAGAUAGCGUAUCCUGAAAACACAGAAACCGAUCUGUCAUCCUCAGGAGAAAGUUAUGGCACAUAACGAGUCGUUGGUCGCUUUGAAUGGGACUCAAAUUUCCUACAUCGGACAUGACUGCAAGGACAUCCCAGACUUUCUUGGGGACACAUAUGGCCUGUUUGCAAGAAGAUUGGAUCUAAGCUUCAACCAGCUCAGGUCACUGGCGGGCCUCGGAACGUUCACUGAGCUGGAAGAGCUGAUCGUUGACAACAAUCUGCUUGGAAAUGACCUCCUGUUGCCCAGGUUACCCAACCUCCACACCCUUACACUCAAUAAGAACCAACUGACUGAUAUCGAGGCCCUGCUGGAACACUUGGCUGAUGUGACCCCGUCACUGAAGUACCUAAGCCUGCUGGGAAAUGAGGCCUGCCCCAACCAGCUGGUCAGCCCGGAUAAGGACGAGGACGACUACCAGAGAUACAGAUACUUUGUUCUGCACAAGUUACCCCAGCUGAAGUUCCUGGAUACCAGGAAAGUAACCAUAAAAGAGGUGAUGGAGGCGCAGGCAAGAGGAGCAUUCAUGAAAGUGGUCAAACCCAAGUCGGAAGCUCCACCAAAUGAAGCUGGAUCUGAGAGUCACCCUCUGCCCUACACUCCUCUACCCCAAGGAUCCAGAGAUGCCAAGAACCACAGAGGGAUAUUCGCCAAGUGUCGCUACGUCUACUACGGCAAGCACUCAGAAGGCAACAGAUUCAUCCGAAACGACCAACUCUGAUGGACAGCCGCUGAAGAAAAAAGAGUGACAAGAGAUGUUACCAGAAGGAAAGAGAAGAAAAUCAAUCUCCUAUUUAUUAAAGACUGGUGAUAUUUGAGUUACCUGAUCUCCCGCUGGAAAAACAGAUUUAAAGUUCACAAAUAAUAUUUAGUUAUUCAAGUGGAAGGUUUUAGUUUUUUUUUUUAAGUUUGCAUUCCAGCCCUAUAGUUACGGCCCUGUCUGCUGAGCUGGGUCUGAUUCUGCUUUCCUGCUUCCAGCUCAGAGUCAGAGAUGACACUCCCACUGAAAUGAUUGCCUCUAAGCAUCAGCAUCCGCACAACUACAGACACACACAACACACACAAGCACGCAAAGACAGCAUCUCUCUUUCUUUCUUCUCUAUUCUCUUCAGUGACAAACACACCCAAACAAUUGCAUCCUUUUCUUUGACAGCCAUGAUGGAUCACCCGUCCACGAUGCCACUAAUCAAGGGUGAAAGGGGUGACGGUCACACACCUGGGGCUUGACAUGGACUCAUCUCUCUUGUGCUCUCUUUCUCUCUCCCCCUCUGUCUCCAUUUCUCACACACACACACACACACACACACACACACACACACAUAUAACUGCUGUUUAAAACAUUUAAGGCAUAAACAUGUUUAUAAAGCCUUGUUAAACUUUUCUAAGCGUUUUAGUCCAAACUUAAGGCAAGCUCAGUCUAUCUUCUUAAGUUUGUGUCAAACUGAAGAAUGCUUUUCCCUCUUUUGUUUGAAUGAAUUUGAUCUGUCUCUCUUAGAGAAUAUAAGCCAUGAUUUGGUCAGUUUCUGUUGCAGGUGUGUACUGUAUGUUAAAGCACAUGUGUAAAGAGGUAUUUAAUGCAGCUUUGAAUGUAUACACAUUCCAAUACCAGCUUCAAAGAAGAACAGAGUUGUAACCUAGUAUGCAUUCCAGGUAUGGUGUUAUGUAUUACAGUAUGGUGUCAUGUUCUCCUUGUUUUAAUUGUUCCCGACUCUGUGCUAUGAACUACUUCAUACUGAAAUGGUCCCUUCACUAACAAAGCAAAAGGCUUACUCUUCAGAAAAUUGUAACCACUGUCAUAUUUUCUCUACAAUUGUAGUGUCCAAAUGCACUAUUUUAAAGGGGACCUAUCAUGCAAAAUGCACUUUUGUACAUCUUUUAUACAUGAAUAUGUGUCCCCGGUG